Cloeon dipterum is the source of this 2102-nucleotide messenger RNA. RefSeq names its product neverland (gene nvd). The transcript is spliced from 8 exons. Gene Ontology annotation, molecular function: 2 iron, 2 sulfur cluster binding; oxidoreductase activity. Gene Ontology annotation, biological process: cholesterol metabolic process. The coding region runs from base 16 to 1455 and encodes 479 amino acids. The record is from RefSeq and is a predicted model, not a curated record. Lineage: Eukaryota; Metazoa; Arthropoda; Insecta; Ephemeroptera; Baetidae.
CCGCAUUCGAACGCGAUGUGUGCACCUCUAAUCUGGAGCUGCGCGCGAGGAGGCGUGCGGCUGCCACCGCAAUUGCCUUUGAAUCGCCCAGCCCAAGAGACGGACGCCAGCCGCCGCUCGCUGCCUGCCCAGGUACACACAAACACACUCUCACCAUCUUCGCAGUUUCCUACGAGGACUAUGUCGUCGUUGUGGUCCUUCGUCCAGGAGCAGCCCACUGCCGCCGCGUACGCAGCGCUCGCCUUCAUCAUCUGGAUCGCCUACAAGAUCGCCAGCAGACCCAUCAACUAUGUCAAGGAGCUGAGCUGUGUCGGCUUCGACCCGACCCUGGAGAGCGGCUCGGCAGGGCGUUGGAAGGGCAAGAGCAGGUCCGAGCUGGCCACCGAGAUGAGCAGAAUGCGCAAGCUGGGCAACCUGCCGCCCGCUUUCCCCAAUGGCUGGUUCGCCCUCCUCGAGUCCGACACCUUGGCCAAGAGUAGGGUCAUGCACGUCGCUGCGCUUGGUGAAAAUUUCGCCGUCUUCCGCGGCGAGAGUGGUGAGGUGUAUGUACUGGACGCUUACUGUCCGCACUUGGGGGCCAACAUGGCCGUCGGGGGCUGCGUCAAGGGAGAGUCACUGGAGUGUCCCUUCCACGCGUGGCGCUUCGGCGGGAAGGACGGCCAGUGUGUUGCCAUCCCGUAUGCGGAAAAAGUGCCCGAGUUUGCCAAGGCCCGUCGGUGGCACAGCGUUGAGGUGAAUAGUUUCAUUUUCGUGUGGUACCACGCGCAAAACGAAGAGCCAACCUGGAAGUUGACUGCCUUACCGCAGCUCGCCCCUUCGCAGUGGGUCUAUAGAGGAAGAUCUGAAUUCUACAUCAGUGCUCACAUACAGGAAAUCCCGGAAAACGGAGCGGAUGUCGCUCAUCUGAACGCGAUCCACGGACCAUCCCUGCUAGCUGGCGGCACUCUGAGCACGUCUGGCUUCCUGGCCGGCGGUUCGUGGGCCCGGCACCUGUGGACGGCCUCAUGGGCGGCCCAGACGGGCCCCAAUGAGGGCCACAAGGCCAUCCUAUCGCUCGUACACGAGUUCCGACUCUUCAGCAAGUUCGCGAUGAUCAAGAUGAACGUCAACGCAGUGCAGAUCGGCCCAGGAUACGUUGAGCUGUCCGUCGACACGACCUUUGGCAAAGCGGUGAUUCUACAGAGCGUCACUCCCGUCGGGCCUCUCCUUCAAAGGGUCAUCCAUCGAAUGUACGCCGCACCCUCCAUGCCCGCACCCUUUGCCAACAUGAUCAUGCUUGGAGAGGCAAUCAUGUUCAAACGGGACAUCAUAGUAUGGAACCACAAGAAGUUCGAGGAUCGACCGCUGCUGGUGCGCGAGGACAAGGCGAUCAACCGAUACCGCCGCUGGUACUCGCAGUUCUACUCGGAAAACAGUCCGCGCCUUGGCAAAAGUCCAGACGGCUUGGACUGGUGAUUUAAUUUGCACACAUUUUUAUUAGGAAAACAAGUGCCCUCUCUUCAUAGCGUUAGUAUUAUAGCUGCUUAGCAACGAAACUUCUGCCAUAAACUGAAGACCCAGAAGUGGAUAAAAGAACAAAUUCUAAAAAAUACUAUUUACUACUUAUUAUGCAUUGACUGUAAACUGUUCUGCACUUGAACUGGAUGGGUAACUUUUUAAAAUCCUUUUUGAAAAAUAAGGAUUUUUCAAAAGUUUAGUUUCAUUUAAAUCGUUCAUUAUUUUUUUCACAAUCUCACAUGGAAAUUUUGGCACCCUUUUGUUCAAAAAGAUCAAGAAUAAUGCCUACCGUGAUUAUGACGAUUUUAUUCAUCAUAAACGAGAAAGAAACAUUUGUGAUUAGGUUGAAAGAACCAUCCAAAUAGCGGUUUGGAUUGCCUUAUCCUCAUUCAACUGACGAAUGAACACUGUGUCACAUUAUGAACUACACUCAUUUUACAAGCAUUUCUAUUUUCAUUGUGUUUUAUGUAAUUGACUUAGAAUUAAGGUGAGGAUGAUUCGUAGUUUAUAAAACCUGUAGGUAUUAAUUAAAUUAUUGGAAAGCAUAAUAGUCUUUGUAAUAAAUGGAUAAUUUUUCUAAAAUAAAUUAGGCAAUAAUGCGAGAA